AUGCUCUCCGACCCGCUCAUUGAAGUCACGGAGGAGGAGCGUCGUUCUGCGCAGGACUUCCGUGGUUGCGACCCAGACACCAUUUCUUUCGUCAUCUCGGAGACCAACCCGGACCCGGAUGACCUCUACGUGCGGAUCCACGAGAUGAGGCUGUAG
Molecule: messenger RNA, 156 nt
Organism: Symbiodinium natans
Lineage: Eukaryota; Dinophyceae; Suessiales; Symbiodiniaceae
Source: the annotation of a GenBank genome assembly